AUGCUAGCUAUCAUUGGAGCCUCUGGCAAGCUUGGUGGAGCUACAUUGAAAGCUCUCCUUGAUCACAAUCUGCUUCCCAAAUCUCAGAUCGUAUGCUGCACCUCGUCUGAACCUGGAAGUAAUACCUGGACUUCCCUGGAAAAGAAGGGUGUUCAAGUCCGCCAUGCCUCGUUCGACGACAAAGCUUCGAUUGAGAAAGCUCUUGCAGGCUGUGACAAAUUCUUCCUCGUCUCCACCCCGAAGAUCGAAAUGGAUUACAACGAUGCCCCUCUGGGUCAAGGUCGCGAGAAGCAUCACUUCACCGCCAUUGAUGCUGCCCAGGCCGCAGGUGUCAAGCACAUCUACUACAGCUCUCUAGCUUUCCAAAGCCCUUCCAAGUCGCGUGUCAUGCAGGCUCACAUUCGCACCGAGGCAUACCUUGCAGACCUGCAGAACAUUGAUUAUACUCUCCUGCGUGAGGGUCUGUACAAUGAGAGCUGGCCGCUGUAUGCAAGCUACUACCAUCUCAACGACGACCAAAGAUCCGAGGUGCCUAUUGGUGGCGAUUCUCCCAUCAGUUGGACCGCCAUCUCUGAUCUUGGCCUCGCUAGCGCUCUAGUCAUUGUUGCACCAUCAUCCGAAUAUGCUGCCAAAACCUUCUACCUUUCGGCUACUCAAGGUGCAAGAACCAUCAAAGAGGUACUCGAGAAAGUUUCAGCUGUGAAGUCAAAAAAGGUCACAACAAAGAUUGUCUCACGAGAGGAGCUCGAGAGUUAUUACGUUCGAGACAUCAAGCUCUCGGAGCCUGCUGCUCAGUGGUGGGCUGCAAGCUAUGAUGCUUUAAGAGACCAAGAAUGUCUGAUCAAUGACCCGACCCUGGAGAAGCUGUUGGCAUCAAAGGGUCGGAAACCCAUCCCUGUGGAGGAGACGAUAGAGGAAAUGCUUCGCGCUUGA
Messenger RNA from Aureobasidium namibiae CBS 147.97, 933 nucleotides. RefSeq names its product NAD(P)-binding protein. The transcript has a single exon. Bases 1 to 933 code for a protein of 310 amino acids. The record is from RefSeq and is a predicted model, not a curated record. NCBI's taxonomy places the organism in Eukaryota, Fungi, Ascomycota, Dothideomycetes, Dothideales, Saccotheciaceae.